Exaiptasia diaphana is the source of this 813-nucleotide messenger RNA. Its product is annotated as ATP-dependent DNA helicase RRM3-like. The transcript has 2 exons. Gene Ontology annotation, biological process: DNA repair; telomere maintenance. The coding region runs from base 1 to 813 and encodes 270 amino acids. Gene Ontology annotation, molecular function: ATP hydrolysis activity; DNA helicase activity. Lineage: Eukaryota; Metazoa; Cnidaria; Anthozoa; Actiniaria; Aiptasiidae. The record is from RefSeq and is a predicted model, not a curated record.
AUGCUAGUAGCAGUUUCCUUAGAAACAGUUCGACUGCAGAUCCAGGCCAAAUGCCGGGAGGUUACAUUUUCGCGCAUUUUAUCACAGAUUCAGAAACAAGAAAUGCUUAGUUCAAGUCAGAGAAAAGUGGAAAAUUUAGUAUUAGAUGGUUACAGUGUUUUUAUUUCUGGAGAAGCUGGUAGUGGAAAAUCCUUUUUCCUUCGGUCAACGAUAAAGAAGCUCAAAGAAGCUUUUGGAUUCAGCCGUGUAGCUGUAGCUGCUCCUACAGGAAUUGCCGCCGUGAAUGUAGGUGGCACAACGAUCCAUUCCUUUGCRGGAAUUGGGACUGGCUCUAAGGGAGCUCACGAAUUAAUUUCAAGGAUCCAGGCCAAUCCUGACGUUGUAACGAGAUGGAGGAACUGCUCUGUGUUGGUUAUCGACGAAAUAUCAAUGCUCAGUCGAGAAUUAUUUGAAAAGCUCGAGCUGAUCGCACGAAGUCUCAACGACAAUACCAAGCCCUUCGGUGGCAUUCAGUUGAUUUUCUCUGGAGAUUUUUACCAGCUAAAGCCUGUCGUAACUGACGAAGGCGAGACAAGUGAAGAAGACAUUUACUGCUUUGCUAGCCCCUUGUGGAACGAUUGCAUAGAUUCGUCUUUAUUUUUCAGUGAAAAUUACAGACAAGAAGAAGUCGAACUGAAACUGCUUCUUCACGACCUUCGAAAAUCUGGUAGAAAAUCACGCAAGUGCUCCCAUUGUCACAAGUCUGGCCAUCGCAAGACAUACAAAGGAAAGAUUACCUGUCCCGUGCUAGCUGCAAAUCAAGAACUGCCUUAA